CUGAUGGGCAGUUAAAGGAAUUAUUUUCUGAUUUACCGACGGGACCCUUAGAUGGUUACAGGAAAAAGGCUACUUUUGACUGGCGCCGGAUGAAACUGUCCUACGAUACUUUCGCGGCGAUGAAAUUAAAAAACGAAAUUUGGACGUUCAUGCGAAAACACCCUCUAUUCCAUCACACGGAAGCUACAAGGACAUUGGACGAAGAGCGCCAUAUCACUACUAAGAGAAUGUACGCUAUUUACAAUGAAAACUUUGUUGCAUAUGACAAGAUUUUGGAAGAGCCGACUAUAGUGCAAGCUCAGACAGAAGGGUUGUUCAUGUUUGAUAGUUCGCUAGCUGUCAAAAUUUCCCUGACAUUUGGAAUGUUUAAGAAUACAAUCCAGGGAAAUGGCCGAGAUCUGCACUUACAUUAUGUUGACGACGCACAAAAAGCAAAAAUAGGAGGUUGUUUUGCCCUAACAGAAGUGUCACAUGGAUCCAAUGCAAAGGGAAUGCGGACAACCGCCACUUAUAUUCCUGAGAAACGGCAGUUUGUACUGCAUACUCCUGAUUUUGAAGCGGCCAAGUGCUGGGUGGGAUGUCUGGGAAAAUGCGCUACGCACGCAAUAAUCUACGCAAUGUUGAUAUCGAAGGGCAUAAAUCACGGUCUUCACGCCUUCGUCGUGCCAAUAAGGGAUCCCAAGACUCUGAAGGCGUACCCUGGCGUCAUUGUCGGGGACAUUGGCGAGAAGGUUGGACUGAAUGGGGUUGAUAAUGGUUUUGUUAUGUUCAACAACUACCACCUGCAGAAGGAAGCCGCGUUGGACAAGUUCGGUGGUGUGGAUGAUAAUGGUGACUACAAGACGCCGUUCAGGGAUCCCAGUAAGAGAUUUGGCGCUUCGCUUGGCGUUUUGUCUGGUGGUCGCGUUCACAUAACGAGCAUAUCAGCGAACUAUCUACAGAAGGCUAUCGUCAUAGCGAUUAGAUACUCUGGUGUCAGGAAGCAGUUCGGCCCCGACGGCGGUGAGGAAGUGCCAGUACUGGAGUACCAGCAACAGCAAAUCCGCCUGCUGCCAUACUUGGCAGCGACCUACGCACUGCGCAUCUUCAGCAACUGGUUCGGCGUCACGCACAUCAGUAUGACCAUCAACCGAAUGAUGGGCGUAGACGACAAUACAGCGGCAGCUAAAGGCAUGGAGAUCCACGCUCUGUCGUCAGCAGCCAAACCCAUAUCUGGGUGGAUGGCGCGCGACGGCAUUCAGAACUGCAGGGAGGCCUGCGGCGGACACGGCUACUUGAAAGCGGCGGCAAUAGGUGAUAUUCGCAACGACAAUGACGCAAACUGUACAUAUGAAGGAGAGAACAGUUUGCUACUACAACAGGCGAGUAACUGGUUACUCAGCGUGUGGCCGCGAAGACACAAGAUCACAAGUGAGGAUGCGCCACUGGGGUCUUUGGAGUUUUUGAACAAUGUGGACCAAUUGCUUGCAGAAAAGUGCAAAUGGAAUUCAGUUAAAGAUAUUGUUGAGCCAAAGAAUCUAAUCCACAUGUAUAAAUGGCUGACGGCGUACAUGCUAAAGAUGACCUUCGAGAAGGUGUCCAAGCUCAAAAACCAGGGCAAGAGCAACUUCGAGGCGAAGAACGAGUCCCAAUCUUUCAACGCUGUCACUCUCUCUGUUGUCUAUGGAGAAAAUUACAUUCUGAACCACUUUUACAAGACUGCGCUUGCUUUCGAAGACGCAGCGUGCAGAAAAGUUCUAUUGAAAUUAGUAUCUCUGUACGGUGCUUUCAUAUUGGAGAAGCAUUUGGCUACAUUGUACAUUGGCGGCUUCUUCAGCAACGAGCAAGGCCUGCUCCUCCGCGAAGGCAUCCUGCAGCUGUGCGCGUUUGUGGCGCCUGACGCCGUGGCGCUGGUGGACACGCUGGCGCCACCCGACUGGUGCCUGAAGAGCGUUCUAGGCAUGGCCGACGGGGAGGCCUACAAACACAUUCAGAACAGCUUCAUGAUGUACCCAGGAGCCUUGGAACGACCUGAGUGGUGGCGAGACGUAGUUUUCUGGGAUACCUACGUGCCUUCCAAACUAUAAAUAAAAAUUAAGCGCUAACAAAUUUUCAAGCUUGUACAUGGUGACGGUUAUAUUACGUUAAACUUUUAUCAACUAAGAACAAACAUAAUGGUUGAAUUUUUAUAAUUUUACAUAUCGUUGAUCUAUUUACAUUAUGCAAGUCUAAGACAAUAAUCAAUUACUAUAUACAACUUAAGUUUAAAAAACUUAAUAAAUACAUAAAUACCCGUCUACACGGUCGAACUUUACCGCAAGUAAUCUUGCGCAAGAAAAGUAAAACUCCUGCAACCCACUCGUUCUGUACCCUUUUCUAUUACACAAUACACAUGCUGAUAUAAAGCGUAGUCGAUUUGCGCUAAUUUACUCGUGAUGAAGGUCGACCGUGUAAACGGUCCUUUAGUGUAUAGGUGAAAGGAAAGUAUAUUAUUACACAAUACAUUAUUAUUUACAUGUUAAAUUAUUUUAUAUACAAAUUAUUAUAUUGUUACAGGCUGUCUUUUUUGAAGAUGGAGUAAAGUGACAUUUAUUGGAUGGUUGCUAGUUUUCGUAAAAUUUUAAAUAGUGAUGUAGUUAUCGUCAAUUUUAUCGAUAGAUUGUUAAAAAUGUUUGAAUUGUGAAUGUUAGGACGUUCUAAUUGCUUUUUUAUUCUUAUUUUGACUGUUGGUGUGUUAGUGUCGAAAUAAAAUUUAAGUCAUGCACAUUUUAAUAAAAACAAUCGGAUUUGAUUAUGUAUUAAAUUCAAAUGAAAAACUUUGAAAUAAGUCUACUGUUUGUAUUUUCAGAAGGUAACCAUUCAAUUGAACCUGUACCCAGCAUUUGGACGAACGAAUUGAAAGAACGAAUAAAUGAAACAUAUUCGUCUUUUUAUUGCACAAGCGUGACCAUUCAGUCCAUAGUCGAUAAAAUAUUUAUCGACUGCAAUCACUAGCUGCUUGCAAGCGGGCAACACUUGCGAAAUGAACUGUCAUUUUACUCCCAUCUUCAAAAAAGACGUACCACAGAUAGAAGUUCAUAUUGAUAAUUAUUAUUGAUAAUUAUUUCCGUAUGAACGCGUGUGACACAUCCCUCUACUGUUCUCGUAUGUAAAGUCGGGCUGGUUAUAAGACUGAUAUAAUUCUUCCUUGAUACAAAAACUAAUAUUUUUUGCCGUCUGUACAUAAUAAUGCCUAUACAUUGUUGUAAGGUUUAUAUUAAAACAAGGGAAUAGUAAAUGGUUCCAUUUAUAAAUUUGAACGAACAAAUGUAUAUUAAUUUUAAAACCCAUAUUAAAUUGUCCAAAAGAAAAUCGGUCUAAUUUUGAAUUUCUGUCAAUCUAGUCAGUUUGCCUUUGUGGCGUGUAUUGUGUGCGAGUAUAUUUAAUAUAUCGUAACGUUAAGGUACUUUUUGACCAGACUACAUAAAAAGCACGAUGGGUGUUUAUUAUUGAAAACUGGGCUCAAGAGUCAUUCACAGAAUCAAAAGUAAACACUGUAAACAGGAACUCUUACAGGAGAAAAGACGCGCGUAAUAUGAAAACUAUCUAACUCGAGAAACGUUUAUGGCGGACUUUAGAAUAUUAAUUAGUACGGGGCGUGCGUGGGUGUGAUGUCGGUAAUCACCUUUAAGGGACUAACCACAUUUAUUCACACGCAAUCGCAUUAAUUGACCAUAAACUAGAUGCUAUGUAAAUUACACAAACAAUUUUCUUCAUCCUGUAAAGUUGUCUAAAAAAGUAAUUAAUUAAUCUUUAAUUUAAUUAAGAUUUUAACCACUUUAUAUCACUCUUCCUAUAUUGCAACACAGCCUAUUCUGACUACUGAUGAUGACACACAGCUAGGUAAGGCACUACAAAUACAGCCUAAUACGCUGCGUUGAUGUGUAUGAGUACGAUUCUAUGCAAAUCAACGCUUUGUUUAAUUGUAGUGCCACGUGUCGCCGCGGCAGUCGUAACCAACCUUUACGAAUUUUC
Molecule: messenger RNA, 3993 nt
Organism: Hyposmocoma kahamanoa
Lineage: Eukaryota; Metazoa; Arthropoda; Insecta; Lepidoptera; Cosmopterigidae
Gene: Acox3
Product: peroxisomal acyl-coenzyme A oxidase 3-like
Exons: 14
Coding region: 90-2066 (658 amino acids)
Biological process (GO): lipid homeostasis; fatty acid beta-oxidation using acyl-CoA oxidase
Cellular component (GO): peroxisome
Molecular function (GO): pristanoyl-CoA oxidase activity; fatty acid binding; FAD binding
Source: RefSeq, a predicted model, not a curated record